AUGGUAGGGGGUACAAAAAAGGGCUGGAUCAAGGUGUCAUGCGACCCGUGCCGGGGAUUCCGGUCCUCCCUUAAUAAACCAGAAGGAACGGAUUGUUCCGAGAAAAGAGCAGCGUUUGCAACGAGCUCUAAGACAGUCAGCACAAAGACAGUGGCUAUGCCUGGUCUGAAUGCCAAGCCUACCCUUAGGGUGGAAGAGCUAUCGAAGGCGAAGUAUGCAGAGAGGAAACGCGCUGCAUACAUUCUAAGAAGAGCUCACCUGCAUCCACCAACCAAGGAGGAGCUCACUAAGGAGCUCAAAGAAACCUUAGAGUGUGCUAAAGCGGUUCUUCCCAAUUUCAGCAUAGAACCGCCAGCAGGAGCAACAAAAAGGCAGAGGUCAGCUGAAGAGGCUAAGCCGUCGGCUAAGCGACCGAAGAUAAAGGAGACGCCCAAUAGAUCGUUUGCGGAUGUGGCCCGGAACCGCAUUAUCAUUGGUGUUCUGGAUGAGGGAGAUCCCGAAGGCAGCAUUCCCAGAACCCAAUGGAAAUGGGUGCAAGCUGCGCUGGCUAACGUCGCCCUGGAAGUGCUACUAAGCAAUCCAGGUCCACCGCCGUCAUGCACUGAUGCCGUUUGGUACCAGGGCCAGAUUAAAAUAGUAGCUUGUGACGACGAACGAUCGGCCCAGAUCUAUAAAGCCGCUUUAGCGAAAGUGGGAGAGGUAUAUCCUGGGGCCAAACUGAUAGCGGUCGACAGGAAAGAUAUACCGUCUAGGCCAAGGGUACGAGUUUGGAUACCGGCUACAGCCGGAUCAAAUUAUGCAGCUGAUCAGGGCUUGCUACCAACCUAA
Zeugodacus cucurbitae (melon fly) is the source of this 828-nucleotide messenger RNA. RefSeq lists its product as uncharacterized. Lineage: Eukaryota; Metazoa; Arthropoda; Insecta; Diptera; Tephritidae. Bases 1 to 828 code for a protein of 275 amino acids. The transcript has a single exon. The record is from RefSeq and is a predicted model, not a curated record.